Knipowitschia caucasica is the source of this 1350-nucleotide messenger RNA. NCBI's taxonomy places the organism in Eukaryota, Metazoa, Chordata, Actinopteri, Gobiiformes, Gobiidae. The record is from the annotation of a GenBank genome assembly.
AUGUCCUCCGACCCCCGCUCCGCCGCAGCUGUCAAACCGACUCUAGUGCAGUCUAUGGUGGUACUACAGCCAUUGCAGCAAGACCGCGGGAUGGCUGCUGUCAACAAGGCUUUCGACAGUCCGGAGAUGGCCUUGUCUUCAAACUCUUCUCGUACAAAUAUCACGACGGGCGUGAAAAGCUUCUUCCGUCUCAGAGGAUCGAAGUUUUCCAAUGACGAUUAUCUUUUUGGCCGCACUCGACUCGAAGCCGAAAGCACGAAGUGCGUUUUGCUGCAUGUAGGGAAGCUAUGGACCGUGCAUAAGCUUCCAUUCAGGAGUGAGGAGGUCUAUUUAAGGAAUCCAGGAGUCUCUCUCAAAUUGGCCAUUGGAGUUGUGAAGUCUGCACCAAGACCCAAACCAAAAACUCCCAAAAAGGCCAAACGGAUUGUGUACUUUGAAGUUGAGAUCUUGGACGCUAAGACCAAGGAGAAACUUCUGCUACUGGACAAGGUGGAACCAACAGCCACUAUUUUGGAUAUCAAAGCUUUGUUUCAAAAAUCAAAUCCAAAGUGGUACCCAGCAAGACAGUCCCUUCGACUGGAUCCAAAGGGGAAGUGUCUUCGAGAUGAAGAUAUUCUGCAGACACUUCCUGUGGGAACCACGGCCAGCUUUUACUUCAGUGAUCUGGGACCUCAGCUCACAUGGGGCACUGUGUUUCUGACAGAGUGUGCAGGCCCACUCAUCAUCUAUCUCAUGUUCUACUUCCGCCUCCCCUUCAUAUAUUCACCCAAAUAUGACUUCACCAGCAGCAAGCACUGGGUCGUACAUUUGGCCUGUAUGUGUCACUCUUUCCACUACAUCAAGCGCAUUCUGGAGACGCUCUUUGUCCAUCGCAUCUCACACGGGACCAUGCCACUCAGAAACAUAUUCAAAAACUGUGGUUAUUACUGGUGCUCUGCGGCGUGGAUGGCUUAUUACAUUAACCAUCCACUCUACACUCCGCCCUAUUAUGGUCAGCAACAAGUGAAUACAGCUCUUUAUGUUUUCCUGUUUUGUCAAUUGGGGAACUUUUCGAUCCACUUAGCUCUAAGAAACCUUAAAUGUCAAGGGUCAAAGAUUAAGAAAAUUCCUCACCCGACAAAAAACCCUUUCACUUGGAUUUUUGCCCUAGUCUCCUGUCCAAACUACACUUAUGAGCUGGGUGCUUGGAUUGGCUUCACGGUGAUGACCCAGUGUGUGCCAGUGGCUUUCUUCACUGCGGUGGCGUUCAUCCAGAUGACCGUGUGGGCCAAAGGCAAACACAGGGGCUACUUAAAGGAGUUCAGAGAUUACCCCACUCUGCGCUCCUCCAUCCUGCCCUUCAUCUUGUAG